AUGUAUUUCGACUUAGACAAAGAUUACUCAUUAAUUGAUACAUCAGUUUUACCAAAUGAUAUAUUUACACGUAUAGAUGAUGGUUUUUUUUCUAUUGUUAAAGUAUUAGCAGGUGAUUCUGUAUUCAAUAUUUUACGAAUACAACUAAUUAAUUCGGAAAGAAAACUAUUAAAUACACCUGAUGUGUUUGCAUUUUUUCAAAUCGAAUCGGAAGAAACGAACACAAUAAAAGCUGAAUCUUGUUUUAAAUCUAAGACUGGACAAUAUGUUGUUAAACCCAGUAUUCAAACCGGUUUAUCAUAUUUAAUCAAAUUAUUAAAAUAG
Molecule: messenger RNA, 324 nt
Organism: Rotaria sordida
Lineage: Eukaryota; Metazoa; Rotifera; Eurotatoria; Philodinida; Philodinidae
Source: the annotation of a GenBank genome assembly